This is a messenger RNA of Lizanozyma spartinae, 1746 nucleotides long. It is a transcript of the gene CNT, whose product is annotated as Cntp. The coding region runs from base 1 to 1746 and encodes 581 amino acids. The record is from RefSeq and is a predicted model, not a curated record. Gene Ontology annotation, biological process: nucleoside transmembrane transport. Gene Ontology annotation, molecular function: symporter activity; nucleoside transmembrane transporter activity. Lineage: Eukaryota; Fungi; Ascomycota; Pichiomycetes; Serinales; Debaryomycetaceae. The transcript has a single exon. Gene Ontology annotation, cellular component: membrane.
AUGGCUCGUCUGAUAAACGAAGAAGAGAAGAAGGUCAAUCCUAUCUUAGACGUUAAGUCCAACGAUCAAGUCGACUUGGAGGCAAAUGAAGUUUCUCAAGAAUACUCCGACGAUAAUACUUCUACUCAAGCUGGAUGGAAGGCAAAGUUGAAAAGCAAAGUCCCACACUCCAGAUUGAUUAUUCAUAUAUUAAUUGGGAUGCUCUUCACAGGCUGGUGGUUAGCAAUUGUUAUUCAGGAUAAACAAAGACACAAAUGGUUGAUUCCAACCGUAAUUUACGGGAUGAUCAUGGUCAGAUUAAUAACAUGGCAUUGGAAAAUCUUACCUGUUAUCAUGCGGUACGUAUUCGCUAUCUGGAGUAAAGCAACUGACAUUGUGAAAAAUAAGCUUCUUAAAUCUGAUCUUCUUAAGAUUAGUGCGGGUGUGGUUGUGGUUGUGGGUGCUAUUGCCUUAGGAGUUUUCAUUCCAUCUGAAACCUCUUACUCAAAGAGAAAGGAUAGAGUAGUUUCGUUUGCAGGAUUGUUCUUUUUCAUAUUCCUAAUGUUCUUAUCUUCCAAACACAAGUCUAAGAUUCAAUGGAGAACAAUCUUAGUUGCUGUAUUACUUCAAUAUAUCAUUGCUUUGUUUGUGUUGAGAACUAAAGCCGGUUACGACAUCUUCAAGUUCAUUUCCGAUUUGGCUAGACAAUUGUUGUCUAGGGCAAAGGAUGGUGUGGCCUUCUUAACGAAUCUGAAAGUUGCCAACUUGGGUAUGUUCUUCUUUGGUGUAUUGCCAGCUGUGAUUUUCUUUGUGGCCGUUGUUCAUAUCGUUUCUUAUUAUGGUGCCAUUCAAUGGGCUAUCAUUAAGUUUGCCAAAUUCUUCUUCUGGGCUUUAGGAAUUUCUGGUGCUGAAUCAAUUACUACAGCUGCAUCUCCUUUCAUUGGUAUGGGUGAAUCUGCUAUUUUGAUUAAAGAUUUCUUACCAUACUUGACAAAGGCUGAAUUACAUCAAAUCAUGACUGCUGGGUUCGCUACCAUUUCCGGUUCCGUCUUGGUUGGUUACAUUGGUUUGGGUUUGAAUGCACAAGCUUUAGUUUCUUCUUGUGUCAUGUCUAUCCCUGCUUCCGUUUGUACUUCAAAGUUAAGGUAUCCUGAAACAGAGGAGCCUUUAACCGCUAAAACCGUCGAGUUCCCACCUAAAGAUGAAAAUGAAGAAGUGUCAGAAAAUGUUUUGCAAGAAUUUUCUAAAGGUGCUACCUUAGGUUUGGAAAUUGCAAAGUCUAUGAUGACCCAAUGUUUGUGUAUUAUUGGUUUGGUCUACUUGAUCAAUGCUAUUUUGACUUGGUGGGGUAGCUUUUUGAACAUUCCAAGUUUGACAUUGGAAUUGUUAUUCUCUUACUUGUUUUACCCAUUAACAUUCUUUUUGGGUCCUCCAAGGGAAGAAAUUUGGAAGAUCUCCAAGUUAAUUGCGACUAAGUUUGUUCAAAAUGAGUAUGUUGCUUACAGUAUGUUGAAGUCUGAUGACAGAUAUGCUAAUUUAUCUGACAGAGGUGUUUUGAUUGCCACUUAUGCUUUAUGUGGGUUUGCAAAUUUCGGUUCGGUUGGUAUCACUUUGGGUGUAUUCAACACUUUAACGAAGGGUAAGAGAACAAAAGAUGUUGCUGAAAAUUGCAUUUCCGCAUUACUUACUGGCUUUAUGGCCACAAUGAUGUCUGCGUGCAUUGCUGGGAUGGUUGCUCAUGAUUUGAGUAUGUUCAGCAAGAAUUAA